AUGUUCUCCACUUCUGGAUUUCCUGAAGUCCACGAUGAGCUCAUAAAGCCUUUGUUGGUGAUUAGUCUCUCUCCAUACCCUUGAUUAAAAAGCUUUUCUUUAAAUUGAGAAAUUUUAUUUAGAGAAAGGAAAAAAAAAAAUACAAACCCAGCCAGAUGAUGGACUGAUACAUAUACUAGGUUUCAUCUGCAGUAGCAUCUCCAGUUUUUUUAUUGUGUCUAAUUGUUAACUGAAAUACAUAAUUUGUGUUUACUCUCAAUCACUCCUCUCAAACUGCCUUUUUUGGUGCUUACUUCCACUGUACACAAAGCAUACUUCCUGCUUUAAGCACAACACGUCACAUUGGGCAAACCCCUCAGCACUGCUCUACCCACCCAUGCCUACUCAAGACCAUGCAUAAGAAACAACACACACAAUGCACAGUUAGUUAGUUAGUUUAAGUGUUAUGGUGGUUUAGGAUACAUAAUUCCUCCAUAUCUUAACUGGCCAUGAAUUUGCCCUGCAGGGCGGAGAUACUCCUUAUUAGCUUGUGGAUACAAGUGGGCUUUGUUCCUGGCAUACAUUGCAAGGAUGGGACUGUCAAUCAUCUGUCAAGGGAAGAUGUUUUGCUCUUAAAGGAUGAGCAGGAUCCUAAAUGUUUCGCCCGGACAGAAGAGGAUUUCACUUGCUUCUUUGAGACUGCAGACAACAGGACUUAUGAUUUGCUCUACAGGACUGACGCAGACAAAAGGUGUGAAAUGUCUGUCCAGAGAACAGAAGAGGGAACUUUCCUCCACAUCUGCUCAUUUCCUGCCUCGGAUGUUUUGCUCCAUGUAGAUAUUUGUCUUAAAGUCGUGGAGCGCAACACCAACAUCAUCCUCUACAACCGGACUGUCUCUGUGGAGGACCACUUUCUCCUGUAUCCCCCCUUCAAUACGUCUUUACACCAAAAUGGCCAAGCAGGACAGCUGCAGGUCUCAUGGCACACAAAGGUCUUGAAAUACUUAAAAGACAGAAUUAUGUAUAGGAUUCGUUACUCCUCCAAGGGACUGGGAGAGAAGACAAAAGACAAGGCAAAGGAGGGUGACAUACUAGACUCUCUGGUACCAGGGGAGGAGGUUGAGGUCCAGGUCACUGUCAAAUGUGUCAUUAAUCCAAAUGCAGGACACUGGAGCAGCUGGUCACACCCUGUGCGAGCUGUGGUUCCCCAAAGUGCAGAUGAUAUUUCACUAAUGUGCUACACCGCUGACCUGCAAAAUAUUACAUGUCAGUGGAAUGGGAGCAGAUAUGGUGUAGAGAAAGAGUACACACUUUUCUACAAGAUGGGUCUCAGUGAAGCUUUGGGCUGGACAGACUGGACUGAGUGCCUCGCUGACAGGCAUUUGACUGACAUGUGCCGUUUUCAUGGAGAUAAGUCCAGAAAAGUCAGGGUCAAGCUCAGCAGCACUCCAGCUCCACUCAGCAGAACCUUCUAUACUCAAGAGUUCACUCUCAACAACAGCAUCAAAACAUCCCCACCAAGCCAUCUGACAGGGUCACUGGCAAAAAAUAAGUUGUGCUUGAAAUGGGAAGCUCCUCUUCCAUCUCUGUCAGCUCACCUGCAGUAUGAAGUCCGCAACCAGAUCACAGGGAGUGAAUCAUGGAUGGUGGUAUCCCUAAAGGGCAUUUGUCUAGAGGUUCCAAAAGGUGAACAAUACAGUAUUAAGUUAAGAGCUAAACCUACUGGGUCCAUUUACUCAGGCCACUGGAGUGACUGGUCAGAUGUGCUUAAUGGUGACACCCCCCCUUACAUAGGCACAUUGCUCAUGCUGUGUAUCCCAGUCUCGAUGCUGAUAACUGCUAUCAUCCUCAUCUCCUUGUUUUACACGCCCCUCAGUAAGCUCAGGCAGUAUUUUUGGCCACCGGUGCCCAACCUUGACAAAGUCCUACAAGGCUUUCUGACAGAGGGGCAGAGAUGGCAUCCUCCGUUAACAGCAAAGCAGUGCGCUGAGGAAACCAUUUCAUCUGUGGUGGAAGUGAUGUCUGAAGAAGUUUCUGGAUUGGGGACGCAAUCAGAGGAAUCCACCCAGCUCCUGUCACCAGAAAGUGGCUUCUCCAGCAGGGAACAGGUAGAUGGAAGUCCUGGGACUGAGGUCUUUGCCGACUAUGUGACUCUGAACAAAGACAGUGUCAUUCUCUGCCCAAAAAGAGACCAUGUCUACGAGCAGGUUGGAGAGGAAGAAGGCCCAGAGGUGGGGGAUGAGCUCUUCCAAACAUGUCACUCUUCCUGCACUGAUGGCUCAGUCAGUACCCCACCCUGCUUACACACUGACUUUCUUAACCAUGCCUACUUGCCUCUGGCUGAAACUGCAGACAUAUUCGACUGCAAGGUCACUGCUGCAAGGAGGCCAGGCAACUACUAUACCAAUUUCCCCUGUAGCUAAAUGUCCAGUAUAACAAAUGUACUUUGUUUCCACUGGUGCAGAUUUGUUUUAUAACAUGCACUCUUAUUGACAUAAGAACUCAUUGUAUAUUGAUACAGACCUACAGUACAUGUCCAAGUUUACUACAUGAGUAGAUCCGGCUGUGGAAAAGGCUUUAAUAGGAAUACAAUCGCACAAUGAUGUAUUUGAGGAUUAAUGCACCAUGUGGCUUAAGCAAAGAUGUGUUAACGUGGGUUAGUUUUGAUCAUGGCAUUCUCUCUCUCACAACUUCUGUCACUCUUGAUACAGUUUUUUGGAGCUGAAAUGCUAUGAAUCUACCACAGAUCUGAAGAUAAAAGACAAAUCAACAUUUGAAAACAAGAAUAUCAAUGGCAUGACAGUUGAUAUAUAGGCAUACUGUAUUACAUAUUACUUAUGUUUGUAAUUUUAUAUAAGGUUUCUUCCACAUCAGGGCUCAGUUUAUCAACACUGCUGUAUCUUUUUAUGUCCACUAGAGGGAACAGUAGAUCACAAGAUACUUUGUGAGACUGCAAGAAAAGACCCUACUCAGUGGCUUUGGUGGACAAGAAGACUGUAUUGUAUAGUACCAGUAAUCGGUGCUUUUCAGAGUACUGUUCUACGCUUAGAGUGCCUUUGAUAAAAAAAGACAAUGUGAAAAGGAGGUGCCGAGAGGGAUUGGGACUAUUACUAAAACACAAGGUGUGAGAUUGAGUUUGUACAUUAGCAUUUGAAUGUAACUUCCUCUCAAUGUUGUAUGUUUUCUUACUAUUCUAAAUGAUCUGCAUCUGGUUUUUCAGAUAUUUUCCACUGCCUUGCCUUGUUUGUUGUUAUAUACUCAUUAACUCAUUUCUAUUGUACAUAUUUCUUGUGGAUUUUAAAAAGUUGAAACUUGAGGUUGCGGAAGUUGACAUGGAUGUGAGGUGUAACCAAAACUCCUUUCCUCAUUGUCAUCUCCUUCCAUGUAAAAGCAUUGAUUUCCUGUGAAGUCAAACCAUAACAUAGGAGAGACUCGCAUAUAUUUAACUGACUGCCUCCAACCAAACAGCCACUGACUGCACUGUGGUAUGCCUGGACAUAAACAUUGUUUUUGUCUGUCUUUCAUUUUUGGUGUCACUAGGUGGUGGCAGAGAUGGGUUGUCUUUGUGUUGUCACAGCGAGUCCUCACUGAGACAGCACUAGUUAUUCUACACCAGUGAAUAUGAGAGAACAGUUAGAUUUUGGCAUAGGUUCAGGUUUGUAUUUUCUAUCUUCUGAUGAAGCCUCACUGUAUACCAACCUUGUCCUUGACGGUUAUACCUGUAAAUAUAUUGUUAAGAGCUGAGAUGAAUUAAAAUGAAAUUGAUAUGAAA
Molecule: messenger RNA, 3751 nt
Organism: Siniperca chuatsi (mandarin fish)
Lineage: Eukaryota; Metazoa; Chordata; Actinopteri; Centrarchiformes; Sinipercidae
Gene: mpl
Product: MPL proto-oncogene, thrombopoietin receptor
Exons: 12
Coding region: 489-2402 (637 amino acids)
Biological process (GO): positive regulation of cell population proliferation; cytokine-mediated signaling pathway; hemopoiesis
Cellular component (GO): external side of plasma membrane
Molecular function (GO): protein binding; cytokine receptor activity
Source: RefSeq, a predicted model, not a curated record